Messenger RNA from Capsella rubella, 1098 nucleotides. Its product is annotated as isoflavone reductase homolog P3. The transcript has 5 exons. NCBI's taxonomy places the organism in Eukaryota, Viridiplantae, Streptophyta, Magnoliopsida, Brassicales, Brassicaceae. Bases 13 to 1017 code for a protein of 334 amino acids. Gene Ontology annotation, molecular function: oxidoreductase activity. The record is from RefSeq and is a predicted model, not a curated record.
CACGUUUGAAACAUGGCGACGGAGAAAAGCAAGAUUCUGGUGAUUGGAGGGACUGGUUACAUGGGAGAAUUCAUCGUUGAAGCUAGCGCAAAAGCCGGUAACUCAACAUUUGCUCUUGUCCGAGAAGCAUCUCUCUCCGAUCCCGUCAAGGGCAAAACCCUCCAGUUUUUCAAAGAUCUCGGUGUCACAAUACUACACGGGGAUUUGAAUGAUCAUGAAAGCUUAGUAAAGGCCAUCAAACAGGUCGAUGUAGUGAUAUCAACCAUCGGGCACAAGCAAAUCUUGGAUCAAACCAAGCUCAUUUCCGCUAUCAAAGAAGCCGGUAACGUCAAGAGAUUCUUGCCGGCGGAGUUUGGGACAGACGUGGAGAGGACAAAUGCUGUUGAGCCGGCCAAAUCAUUUUUUGCAGCCAAGGUACAGAUCAAGAAAGCCAUAGAGGCUGAAGGAAUACCAUACACUUACGUUGUUAGCAAUUGCUCUGCCGGUCUUUACUUGCGUACGUUAGUUCAGUUCGAGCCUGGUCUCAUUUCUCCUACUAGAGACAAAGUCAUCAUUUUUGGCGACGAAAACAUUCCUCCUAGAGACAAAGUCACCAUAUUAGGCGAUGGAAAUGCCAAAGUAGUGAUCAACAAAGAGGAAGAUACUGCUGCUUACACGAUCAGGACAGUGGAUGAUCCAAGGAGUCUGAACAAAACACUCUACAUUAAACCUCCUAAGAACACUUUAUCAAUGAAUGAAAUGGUCACCUUGUGGGAGAAAAAGAUCGGCAAGUCACUUGAAAAAACUCACAUCUCAGAAGAACAAAUCCUUAAAAGCAUCCAAGAAUCUCCAGUUCCGAUGGAUGUUUUUAAGUCGAUAAACCACGCGGUGUUUGUUAGAGGAGAUCAGACCAGUUUCACAAUAGAGCCUUCAUUUGGAGUGGAAGCCUCUGAACUUUACCCUGAUGUCAAGUACACCACUAUCAAUGAGUAUCUUAGUCAAAUUCACUUAAAAUAUCUCCUAAAAUCACCUAAUUAAUUCACCUUUACCAUGACGCAAGUUAAAUAGUUGUAACAAUAAUAAUGGAUGGUGGUCAAGAAUGUGUGUUUGUGUGUGCGU